AUGCCCAUGUCCUCUCCCGUGAAGCUGCAGCCAGUCGCCCCCAAUGUCACAGCUGCCGUUCCAGAAGCCAAUGUGACCAACAGGACAUCCUGUGGCCACAAGCACACCGUUGUCAUUCCCAGCGAACUCUUCCUGACUCUCGGCCUGCUGAGCUUGGUGGAGAACGUGCUGGUCAUGGCGGCCAUCAUCAAGAACCGGAACCUGCACUCGCCCAUGUACUACUUCCUCUGCUGCCUGGCUGUCUCGGACAUACUGGUGAGCAUCAGCAACUUUGUGGAGACCAUCUUCAUCCUCCUGAUAGACAACCGGGUGAUGAUCCUGGAGGACCAGACGGCACGCCAUAUGGACAACAUCCUGGACGUGCUCAUCUGCUGCUCCUUCAUGGCCUCGCUGUCCUUCCUGGGGGUCAUCGCCAUUGACCGCUACAUCACCAUCUUCUACGCCUUGCGCUACCACAGCAUCAUGACCAUCCAGCGGGCAGUCCUCAUCAUCGUGGCCAUCUGGGUGGUCAGCACGAGUGCCAGCACCAUCUUCAUUGCCUUCGAUGACAACAAAACCGUGGUGCUGUGCCUGCUGACCUACUUGCUCUUCAUGGUGAUCCUCAUCAUGGGGCUCUACAUCCACAUGUUCAUGCUGGCUCGCCAGCACGCCCGGGCGAUCUCCAGGAUGCACCGGAAACACACCGCCCCCCAGGCGACCAGCAUGAAGGGGGCCAUCACCCUCACUCUGCUGCUGGGAGUCUUCUUUGUCUGCUGGGGGCCCUUCUUCCUCCACCUGAUCCUCUUCGUCACCUGCCCCAGCCACCCCUUCUGCAACUGCUACUUCCAGUACUUCAACCUCUGCGUCAUCCUCGUCAUUUGCAACUCCGUGGUGGACCCCAUCAUCUACGCCUUCCGCAGCGAGGAGCUCCGGAAAACUCUGAAAGAGGUGGCGAUGUGUCGCUGGGGGAGGAGGAUCGAGGUCACUCUGCCGCUGGCAGAGGUGGUGGACGUGGCCUGUUUUGCUUUCCGAGGACCUGUGCGGUCCAGGCAGGAUUCGGGUGCAGCAACUUUUUGUCUCUUCCCUGCUCCUGCUCUCCUGGGCAAAGGCCCCCAGGAAGGAGCCCAGACGAGGUGCCCACCAGCCCUCGGCCUGCCCUGCCAGCACUUCUGCCCGAAGCGAGGGGCGCCCAGCCAUGAACGCCACCUGGCGCCGGGGGGCGGGCAAGGAAGGGGAGUACAGAUUAAGAAAGGAGGCAGCUUCACCUCCUCCCCCUUCGCCCCCCGGGUUGCUGCUUCUGCCGAGCGCGCUGCCCUUCGGGCUCCCUCCCGCCCUCCUUCUUCCGACGGCCGGCCGGCGGGCCCCCAGCGCGGCUUCUCCGGCGCCAGAAUUGAUGCUCAUCAGCCCCCCCGCCCCGCCCCGCCCCGGACUCGUGAGCAGAUCUGGAAGGGAGGCUCCCCGGCCCGGCCUCCGGAGGGGAAGAAGGAGGUCCAGCCCUCGCAGCGGGGGGUGCGGCGGUCCCGGCUCCUGGCCUGUGCGCGCCCCUUGCAGGGGAGAAGGGCUGGGGCGGGGAGCGGCGUCCCGGAGCGCCUGGUGGUGCCGGAGAGGCGCGCUCCGCCCUGCUGCGGGAGUCCGGACAGCGGAAGGGGCUCCUUGUGCGCCCUCCCGGUGGACCUCAGCCCGGCUGCUGCCGCUGCUCUCCGGCCGCGACUGGGGAAGGAGCCGCUGACAGCCUGGCCGCCCGCCUCCGCCCAGCCAGCCGCCCACCGCCGCCCGCCCGCCCGCGCCCUCCAGCCCGCCGCAGCCGCCCAGCAACGCAGCCGCCGCCGUCGCAGCAUGAGAGAGAUUGUGCACAUCCAGGCGGGCCAGUGCGGCAACCAGAUCGGAGCCAAGUUCUGGGAGGUGAUCAGCGAUGAACAUGGGAUAGACCCCAGCGGGAACUAUGUGGGAGACUCCGAUCUACAGUUGGAAAGGAUCAGCGUCUAUUACAAUGAAGCCUCCUCUCACAAGUAUGUUCCUCGCGCUAUCCUCGUGGACCUGGAACCUGGCACCAUGGACAGUGUCCGGUCGGGGGCUUUCGGCCAUCUCUUCAGACCUGACAACUUCAUCUUUGGUCAAAGUGGUGCAGGGAACAACUGGGCGAAGGGGCACUACACAGAGGGCGCCGAGCUGGUGGACUCUGUCCUGGACGUGGUGCGGAAGGAGUGUGAGAACUGUGACUGUCUCCAGGGCUUCCAGCUCACCCACUCUCUGGGCGGGGGCACAGGCUCUGGAAUGGGGACCCUCCUCAUUAGCAAAGUCCGUGAAGAGUACCCCGACCGGAUCAUGAACACUUUCAGUGUGGUGCCUUCCCCCAAAGUGUCCGACACUGUGGUGGAGCCCUACAACGCCACCUUGUCCAUUCACCAGCUGGUGGAAAACACAGAUGAGACCUACUGCAUCGACAACGAAGCCCUCUACGACAUCUGCUUCCGGACCCUCAAACUGGCCACGCCCACCUACGGAGACCUCAACCACCUCGUCUCGGCCACCAUGAGUGGCGUCACCACCUCCCUGCGGUUCCCUGGGCAGCUCAAUGCAGACCUCCGCAAGCUGGCUGUCAACAUGGUGCCCUUCCCCCGCCUCCACUUCUUCAUGCCCGGCUUUGCCCCACUGACGGCCCGCGGGAGCCAGCAGUACCGAGCCCUGACCGUGCCAGAGCUCACCCAACAGAUGUUCGAUGCCAAGAACAUGAUGGCGGCAUGCGACCCCCGCCACGGCCGCUACCUGACCGUGGCCACCGUCUUCAGAGGGCGCAUGUCCAUGAAGGAGGUGGACGAACAGAUGCUGGCCAUCCAGAGCAAGAAUAGCAGCUAUUUUGUGGAGUGGAUCCCCAACAACGUCAAAGUGGCCGUCUGUGACAUCCCUCCUCGGGGCCUGAAGAUGUCGUCCACCUUCAUCGGCAACAGCACGGCCAUCCAGGAACUCUUCAAGCGCAUCUCAGAGCAGUUCACGGCCAUGUUCCGGCGCAAGGCCUUCCUCCACUGGUACACAGGGGAGGGCAUGGAUGAGAUGGAGUUCACAGAGGCCGAGAGCAACAUGAACGACCUGGUUUCUGAGUAUCAACAGUACCAGGAUGCGACGGCUGAAGAGGAAGGCGAGAUGUACGAGGAUGAUGAAGAAGAGUCUGAGGCCCAAGGGGCCAAGUGAGAGCGGGGGCCGCGUUCAGUUCCUCCCGGCGAGAGCUGAACACCGACAAAGCCCUCUAGUUCAUUGUCCUCCAUUUUUGCUACUCCUUUGCUGAGUUCUAGGCAACCAGUUGCUUCUGAUUCAAGGGUUCCAAACUGGAAGAUUGUUCCGUCUGUACAGUCUUCCCCCCUCCCCUCCUCCCCGUGUCUUAUCAGUUAGUGCAGCCCUUCUGUCCUCCAUCACUUUAAUAAUGUCAAGGGCCCUGGUCUUUAUUUUUUACUGGUCUGUGUCUAUUUUUAUGUUUUGGAAUACUUAAUAAAUCUAUUGCUGUUCA
Molecule: messenger RNA, 3481 nt
Organism: Heteronotia binoei (common prickly gecko)
Lineage: Eukaryota; Metazoa; Chordata; Lepidosauria; Squamata; Gekkonidae
Gene: TUBB3
Product: tubulin beta 3 class III
Exons: 8
Coding region: 1-3168 (1055 amino acids)
Biological process (GO): mitotic cell cycle; microtubule cytoskeleton organization; G protein-coupled receptor signaling pathway
Cellular component (GO): microtubule; cytoplasm; membrane
Molecular function (GO): GTP binding; structural constituent of cytoskeleton; GTPase activity
Source: RefSeq, a predicted model, not a curated record